Molecule: messenger RNA, 386 nt
Organism: Triticum aestivum (bread wheat)
Lineage: Eukaryota; Viridiplantae; Streptophyta; Magnoliopsida; Poales; Poaceae
Product: protein MATERNALLY EXPRESSED GENE 1-like
Exons: 2
Coding region: 11-301 (96 amino acids)
Source: RefSeq, a predicted model, not a curated record
UAUUGCAUACAUGGCCACGUACAUGAAGCCCGUCCACGGCCCAGUCCUCCUGCUUCUUCUCGUAUGCCUUGCUAUCCAUUCACAAUGUGGAAGCACGGAAGACAUGGACAACGUGAGGAUAAGCCUGCCGCACGGAUUAUGUGCGUACAAACCUUGCAAAGAUGGCUACUGCAACUGUUGUUACCUGACGGAGGACUGCUAUCUGACAAUGGAUGACUGCAAAAAGAAAUGCAGUGGUCCUCAUUCGCGCAUCACGGCUGGGGUGCCUACCCCCUCCAUUUCCGCCCGCCCAUCAGAUUGAAAUAUUUUUAUUUGCGACAGCAUCUGUUGAUGUAGAAUUUGUAAUAGAAACUUAUUUCUUAAUUUCUACAAUAAUUAUUACCUUU